Molecule: messenger RNA, 2614 nt
Organism: Pyricularia grisea
Lineage: Eukaryota; Fungi; Ascomycota; Sordariomycetes; Magnaporthales; Pyriculariaceae
Exons: 3
Coding region: 121-2490 (789 amino acids)
Biological process (GO): carbohydrate metabolic process
Molecular function (GO): carbohydrate binding; hydrolase activity, hydrolyzing O-glycosyl compounds
Source: RefSeq, a predicted model, not a curated record
CAAAUUAAUCCUACCUGUCAAGAUUAAGCAUAUAAUCAGAGUUGCAGACUAAAAAAAAAAAAAAAAAAAAAAAAAAAAAAGAGUAUAUCACCUCACUAAAUAUACCCACAGCCUGCCAACAUGAAGUUCCGCGAUGGCAUGUGGCAGUCGGGCAACGACAUGGCGCUGGAGUACGCCGAGGAGGUGCACCAGAUUAGACAGACGGAAAAGGGGGUGCGGCUCCUCUGCCCGACGCGCAAGAUCAUGGGCAGAGGUGACACACUGAACCGAUCGAUCCUGACGAUUGACAUAGAAGCCGAGUUCGACGGCGUCGUGUCGGUAGAGACGACGCACUGGUCCGGCGAGGCCAGGCGUGGCCCGCACUUUGAACUUUACCCAGACGGCAGACCCCCGGCCGUCACACCCGAGGUGACCAAAAGCGACGCCAGCACUAGGCUGACGUCGGGCUCACUGUCCGUGACGGUAUCUUCAGACCCGCACACCUUCGAGGUCAAAUUCCACGACAGCGGCAAGCCCAACUCGCUGCUUACGUCGCUCCUGGAACGCAGCGUCGGGAUAGCGUACAACCCACCGGCGGUGCCGCAGACCAGACUGGAAGACAUGCGGGGGUUUCGGCACCACGUGUUCACGCAGACGACGCUGUCGGUGGGCGAGUCGGUACACGGGCUCGGGGAGCGGUUCGGGGCCUUCAACAAGGUCGGGCAGCAGGUGGUCAUGUGGAACGCCGACGGCGGCACGAGCAGCGAGCUGGCGUACAAGAACGUGCCGUUUUGGAUCAGCUCGCGCGGCUACGGCGUCUUUGUCGACUCGCCCGACCGCGUCGAGUUCGAGGUCGGCAGCGAGCGCAGCUGCAGGGUGCAGACGAGCGUCGAGGCCCAGCGCCUCAAGUGGUUCGUCAUCCACGGGCCCUCGCCCAGGGAUGUGCUGCGGAGGUACGCCGUCCUGACGGGUAAAGCGGCCGCCGUGCCGCCGUGGAGCUACGGGCUCUGGCUCAGCACGAGCUUCACGACCGACUACGACGAGAAGACGGUGCAGGGUUUCCUGGAGGGGAUGAGGGAGCGGAGGAUCGCGGUGGAUGUUUUUCAUUACGAUUGCUUCUGGAUGAAGGAGUUUACCUGGACCGACUUUGUGUUUGAUCCGGAAAAGUUCCCGGACCCAAAGGCAAUGAUUGCGAGGUUUAAAGAGGGCGGCCUGCUCAAAAAGGUCUGUUGUUGGAUCAACCCGUAUAUUGCAGAGCAUGGGGCCAUAUUUCAGGAGGCGGCGGAGAAGGGGUACCUGCUCAAGAGGAAGAAUGGGGUCGAUGUUUGGCAGUGGGAUUUGUGGCAGGCUGGAAUGGGGCUCGUCGACUUUACAAACCCGGACGCCUGCAAGUGGUACGCCGACUGCCUAGAUAAGCUUCUAGACACUGGCGUCGACGCCAUCAAGACCGACUUUGGCGAGCGUGUCCCCUGGCAGGACGUGCAAUGGCACGACACCUCGGUCGACCCGCGACGCAUGCACAACUACUACGCCUUUUUGUACAACCGGUGCGUGUACGAAGCCAUCGAGCGACACCACGGCAAGGGGCAAGCCGUACUUUUUGCACGGUCCGCCACGGCCGGCACCCAGCGGUUCCCGCUCGUCUGGGGCGGCGACUGCGAGAGCACGCCCGAGGGCAUGGCCGAGUCCAUCCGCGGCGGCCUCUCGCUCGGCCUUGCCUGCUAUCCCUUCUGGUCCGUCGACAUUGGCGGGUUCGAGGGCCGGCCGAGGCCCUGGAUAUACAAGCGCUGGGUGGCCUUUGGGCUCCUGUGCAGCCACAGCCGCCUGCACGGGUCCGGGUCCUACCGCGUGCCGUGGCUGAUUGACGACGACGACAGUAGCGAGGAAGGGUGCUCGGCCACGCUGAGCAGCUUCACGGCACUCAAGAACCGCCUCAUGCCGUAUAUUCUUGCUCAGGGUGUCAAGGCUGUGGAGGCGGGGCUGCCGCUUACGCUGCGUGCCACGCUGCUUGAGUUCCCUGAAGAUCCGACGGCGUGGUAUCUAGAUCGUCAGUUCAUGCUGGGAGAGUCGCUGCUGGUGGCGCCCGUGUUCGAGGAGUCGGGCGAGGUGCAGUUCUACCUGCCCAAGGGCACGUGGACAUGCUUCUUCACGGGGAGGAAGAGGCAAGGACCCGGCUGGUUCAAGGAGAAGCACCGCUUCGGCACGCUGCCUUUGUAUGUUCGUCCGGGUACUGUGCUGAUCCUGCGGCAAGAGGUCGGGUACGAGGAGAGCGUAAAAGAUGGCGCGGUGUAUGACUUUGCGCACCGGGUCGAAGUGCGGCUGUACGAGGUGCAGGCGAAGGACGGAGCGGAUGUUGUAGGUGUAGAUGGCGAAGUUGUCGGUAGGUUGGAGGUGGGAGAGGAUGGUCAAACAUUGAGUGGGCUGGAUCUGCUCCAGGGAGAAACGGUUGUUCGGGAACCUGGGUUUGGUGAUAGAAGUUUCGAGGAGUCAGGGAUCGAACUGCUUGAUUGAGUAUCAGAUGAACAAACAACUCAUUGAGUAUUGGAUACCAGAUUCAAAGAACCAAAACUCCAGUAUUAUUCAUUUUUCUUUUUUUGAUAAAGGAAAAGCCGACAUAGAACAAUCUUGUUCCAGA